This is a messenger RNA of Rhinichthys klamathensis goyatoka, 2215 nucleotides long. RefSeq lists its product as uncharacterized. The coding region runs from base 1183 to 1821 and encodes 212 amino acids. The transcript is spliced from 2 exons. The record is from RefSeq and is a predicted model, not a curated record. NCBI's taxonomy places the organism in Eukaryota, Metazoa, Chordata, Actinopteri, Cypriniformes, Leuciscidae.
UAAACUAACUAAUGUUGGCUAACUUUCAUAGCAUUUAGUAUCCAGGCUGGCUACGUUACGUUAGCUUCUUAGCACGUAGCGACCGUAGCCACUUGUUGAUAGAAUUGUAUGUGAAGUUAAAUUUAUGCUAACUUAGAUAUGUUAUACUGGCCGGGCAACUAUAGUUUCACUUAAAUUGCAAGUUUGAUUAAAGCAGACAGACGCUUUAGGUAAUCUAGGAGCUGCAAGUGAACUAUAGUUAACACAAAACACCUCGGCAGCUACACAUGUAUGCUAAAUGCUAAAACGAACUGAAACAAUUUAUCAGGAUAAGACAAAAUAAAAAUAAUACGCCUCACAUAAUUCAGAACAACUUUAACCUAGAUUUUCAUACACAAAAUAGCCAUUGCUAGGGGAACCACUGCAGGGAUUGGGAUGCAAACUCCCAAUGUCUUUAUUUGGUGACAUAAAAUGCUGCUCUGUUUAUCUGCACAUUACUAUUACAAGGACAUUUGAUUUGAAUUGGCAUCAAUAUUAAUACAACCAAAAUGCAUGCACACAUAAAAAUGUCUGCAGUUUAUUCCUGCAUAAAAUGAUAGUUAGGUUGUUUGUAUGAGUUGAAAUGGAUUGUCAAAUGUAGUUUUUACAGAGACUUAGUUUUUGUUAAGGAAAAAAACAGACCUAUAUGCUACUUAUACACUUGGAAUUCCUGUUAUGCUGUGCAUCUAUCCUGACAUUGUAUUAAUUUCUGUUCCAGAUUGAAGAUACACCACCACCAACAACCUACCAGCCACCCAGAAACAAUGACAGGCCAGCUAUACAAGCUUCCUUAAUUGCCCACACCAAAUACAAAGCUGACUCUCAGGACCAACGUUUCAAAGAGGAAGCCAUAGCACUGUGGAUAGGCCGAACAGGCCUCCCUUCACGGACUGUGGAAAGUGAGGAUUUUGUCAAGAUGAUGGAUCAGAUUGAUAAAAGGCUCACUGUUCCAAAAAAAAAACUAAAAUUAAAAACAUUGUGGUCCAAGUAUACCUGUCAGAAAAGGACAAAUUCAAACAAAGACUGUCUGUGGCACGCAGAAUAAGCAUUGGCUUAGAUAUUUGGACCAAAAAGGGUCUCACAGCUUCCUACCAUGCAAUUAGCGCUUGUUAUUUUAACUCUGACAACAAUCAGGCAGAACACAUACUCCUGAGCCUAAAGCAAAUGGCUCACCCACACACUGCUCAUGCUAUCGCGACUCUUGUGGAGGAGUGCACAACAGAAUGGGGAAUCCCAAAAGAAAAAGUCCUCACUAUCAUCACAGAUAAUGGGAGCAACAUGGUUGCUGCUUUUCGUCGCAACAGUGAGGACAACGAAUCCAGCUUUGAGGAGGACAGUCAGGAUAGUGAUGAAGAGGCAAAGGACCUUGAUGUUGAUGAAAGCAUUGAAAGGUAUGGAACAUGGGAGAGGACACCCUGCGUGGUCCAUACCCUUCAGCUUGUUGUCAACAUGAUCCAGAAGGAGCCUGCAAUAAAGAAACUGCUGGACAAACUCAGGCACCUGGUGAGGCUAUUCCGCAAGUCAUCUGUUGCCAUAGAGCGGUUACUGGGAAAGUGUGGACUCACCCUCACCAGUGACUGUCCAACCAGAUGGUCCAGUACUUAUUCAAUGCUGUCUCGUGCUCUUGAAGUGAAGGACCAUGUUGCAUCGGUAGCUGAGAGCAUGAACUGGGACAGCCUGCAACCCAGUGAGUGGCAGAAGCUGGCAAUCCUCAAGGACUUGCUGCUUCCAUUUGCAGAACACACAAAGGUACUUGAAAGCGACACCAAUUCCCCCUCAUUGUGCCUGCGUUGUUGGACUUGAGAGGUCACCUCUCCGAGUUCUCCCGAUGCCAGAGCUACAAGGAUGCAGCUACACUAGCACAGAAGAUGAGUGCAAAUAUGGAGCUACGCUUUGGCCUUUUCCUUGAUGUCACAGAUGACAGGUUCUCUCCUCUUGCUGCAGCUGCAUGUUUAGUUGACCCCAGGGUGUCAGCAGAUGUCCUUGUUCAGAAUGAGAACGAGGAAAUUCAGGAUCUUCUGAAAAAAGCUGAAGACUACAUCAUUCGCAGUGCGACACCAAGAAUCCGUGAGGAGGAGACUGAUAGAGAGGAAAACGGGCAGACAGAGACCACAGAGACAGCCCCUUUGCCAAAGCGGCCUAGAUUUAGAUUUUUCAGUCCCAGUCAUCCAGCAAGGCCCAGGACCGAGUCCAGGGC